AUGAUACCAUUGGUUUCUGAUCAAAAUUCCAUUACUACCCCUCUUGAAACAGAGCUACAAAAUAUCAAGAAGGAGCAAGAGCAAGCCACAAAGCUACAUCAACAAAAGAAAUCGAUGCUAAAUUCGGAGUGUGAAAAAGAGAUGUUAGAGAUACGGAAAAAGUACGAUGCUUUGAUAGAUGAAUCUGAGAUGUGUCUAACAAAAAAGAUGAAGGUUCUAGAAGGAUAUUAUGAUCUUGCGUAUGCCAAUAAAGUAUUGGCUGAGACUUUAACAAAGGAUUGUGAUGAUUAUCUUGAUAAAGAAAUGAGGGGAGUGAGGAUUCGUGAAAUCCCUGCAUCGACACUUGUACAAUCACAGAACCGAUGUACAACAAGUGGCCAUACUUUGCGUGCUCCAGCCCCUCAUUUAAGAUCAAACCCUUCAUUAUUUUCAUCAUUUCAUAACCUCACAGGAAUGCCAGUAUUGGGUUCAAAUUAG
Lactuca saligna is the source of this 477-nucleotide messenger RNA. The record is from the annotation of a GenBank genome assembly. Lineage: Eukaryota; Viridiplantae; Streptophyta; Magnoliopsida; Asterales; Asteraceae.